AGUUUUACGAGAUUCGACGAGAAGCAGAAACAGUUAAAGAGCAACUAGCAGCCAUCAGAGCCACUGCCGACGUGCCACGUCAGCGCGCAGCCAUUGCUGACCUGGAGCGUGACGUGGCAAGGGAGGACCUGUGGGAGGAUCCAGCUCAGGCGCAACAGCUGAUGACGCAGCUCACAGAGCUCAAGGAUGGCGUGAGAGAAGUCGAGGAGUUUGCAGAUAAGGUGGAGGAGGUGUGUCUUAUAGUGGAGCUGCUAGAAACGGAGCAGACACCAGACGCGUCACUGGUGGAGGAGGCAAGGGAGGGGCUGCAGUGGGUGCGGGGGCACAUGGAGCGAUACGCUGUGGCUCAGCUGCUCUCAGGGCAGUUCGACCGCAAGGGCGCUCGGCUUACAAUUGCUGCGGGUGCAGGCGGGACUGAUGCCCAGGUAAGAUUGGGUGUGAUGGAAUGGAGUGCGGUGGGAUGUGGUGGGCGGGAUGAGGGGCACAUCAAGAUCUAUGCUGUGGCUCAGCUGCUGGCAGGACGGUUCGUCCGCAAGGGUGCACGGCUCACCAUUGCUGCGGGUGCUGGGGGGAUGGACGCACAGGACUGGGCGGACAUACUCCUGCGACUGGGCGGACAUGCUCCUGCGCUUGUACAUGCAGUGGACUGGGCGGACAUGCUCUUACGCAUGUACUCACGGUGGGUGGACAGGCGGGGCUUUAAGAAGCGAGUGGUGGAGCGGUCGGACGGGGAGGAAGCGGGGAUCAAGAGUGCCACGCUUGAAGUGGAGGGGCGGUAUGCCUACGGGUAUCUGAGUGGGGAGAAGGGCACUCACCGGCUUGUUAGGCAGUCACCAUUCAAUGCCAAGGGGCUCCGACAGACGAGCUUCGCGGGGGUGGAGGUGAUGCCUCUGCUAGAAGAGGAGGCAAUCAAGGUGGAGAUUCCCGAGGAUGACCUGGAAGUGUCUACUAUGAGGGCGGGCGGCAAGGGCGGGCAGAACGUGAACAAGGUGGAGACGGCCGUGCGCAUGGUGCACGUGCCCACGGGGAUCGCUGUCAAGUGCUCAGAGGAGCGGUCACAGGCGCAGAACAAGGCAAAGGCACUCGCAAUGCUCAAGGCGAAGCUGCUAAUUAUUCUGGAGGAGCAGAGAGCAGCGGAGAUAAGAGAAAUCCGAGGAGACGUUGUGAAAGCGGAGUGGGGGCAGCAGAUUCGGAACUAUGUGCUGCAUCCGUAUAAGCUGGUGAAGGAUUUGAGGACGGAGUAUGAGACGAGCGAUGUUGGAGAUGCCAGAGGUCCAUCUACGACUGUUGCCAAGGAUCCAGAGCUGGACCUUCUUUAUCAUGAGGAUUCAAUUCAGGAGUCCUCAAAAGAAUCACCUGUACAGACGAAGGCUGUACAGUCCAUGUCUCGCGACUCCGACGAGGAAGACGAAUGGGCUGAACUAGCCAUGACCGUCAAGCUGUGCCUUGCGACCGCUGCUCCCUCGGAGAAACUACUCGAAGAGCACGUGAAGCUGGUGAUGGAAUCACCGAAGUCCGGAAUUCAAAUUGCCACUAAUCCUGAAAGUGUUCUCUCACAAACCCCCACUAGCGUCUCUUCAACUGAUUCGCCUCCUGCUUAUUAUUCUCCGUCGUCGUCGCCUCCGCGUGACGCGACUGCUGCCAAUCGCAUGAAGGUCGCUGCUAGCCUUGCAGCCUCUCGCCGUCAUGACGUCAUGCUGUGUCAUGCUGCGUGGCCAACCACUCAUGAGGCUCCUUCUGGAGAAUACGACUUUUUGGAGAUUUCCAUGGCGUCGAGCGCAAGGGGAUCAGGAUCUGGAGGUUCUCCCACAUCUGUUCUGGACGGUUCUCCAUUCAAGCCUUCCAACUGGCACAGCAGGAAACCGGAGGGAUCACUGUGCUCUCUCAAUAAUCAGCCACGUCAUCAGGAGCAGAAGCAGCAAUACCAGCAGCAGUCUGCUGCACAGUGGCCGACGCCUUCCGCGCUGCUUCCCGCGCAGCCGUGCCUGCUGUUGCCAUCUCAGCGUGUGGUUGUGGAUGUGUCCUUCAGGCAGCAGUUUGAAGUGGCUCGCCCGACCCCUCGUUAUGCCGAACUUCUCUCUCAGCUUCCCUCCGUGUUUGUCGGCGGACGUCAGCGGCUCAAACCCCUUGUCACUGCCCUGGCUACCGCCAUGAACCUGUCACUCCAAAGCAGUGGAAUCGCGAUAGCUCCCUGGCGCCGAACUAAGUAUCUCUUAAGCAAGUGGUUCCCCACAACGGAUGCUGGAACUGCUAUCCCUGAGGCUCGCACCCAGAUCCUACCAGAGAUGGUGGCGGGAGACCUUCCUCCUACCCCUGUGACAGCCGCGCCUACGAACCUGCCACUCGCAACGACUGCUGAAUUGGUUGCUGCUGCGGCCAUGAAAGCUGCCGACGCCUUACCUGGCUUUUUAGCAAUGCCUGUAGCUGCUGGUGUGGCGAACGACACAUGCCAGAAUGGCGAGAAGGGUCUUGGCAAAGCUGGAAGCAACAAGGUUCAUCGGGUAGUGACUGACAGCCUGGCAGAGAUGUCUCAGCUGCAGUUGCUGGCAAGCAAGGAGGUACUCAAGUGCUGCCAUAACCACAAUCUGGCACACCAGAAGAAUACCAAUGUCCCUUCAGCUGCUGCUGGUGCCACUGGUGCUGCUGGUGUGGUAGGGUUUGCUGUUGAUGACUGGAAGCCUCCCGCAGUGGCUACCAAGCGUCGAUCUGCUUGCAGGGAGGGCUGUCUGUCCCUCUGCAUGCGCCUUCAGGAGGGGGAGGAGGGGGAGAUGUAUUGA
This is a messenger RNA of Closterium sp. NIES-65, 2777 nucleotides long. NCBI's taxonomy places the organism in Eukaryota, Viridiplantae, Streptophyta, Zygnematophyceae, Desmidiales, Closteriaceae. The record is from the annotation of a GenBank genome assembly.